UUUGCUAUAGUGAAUGAAGAGGUGAAGGUAGAAGGAGCUGAACAGCAGAAUCUUGACAGCAGAUUUCACAAAAGGAUCUUUCCAGUCACGGGUGUAGGUGACACUAAUGUUGAUGAUGAUGAGGAUGAAUGUGAGGAUCCAGCGCUGUCUGAGGUGACGACAUGUGCCAGCAGUGAUGACGCCAGUGGCUGUUGGACGUUUGAGUGGAAUCUUGAACGCAGCCUGAGUCCUGAGUGGGAACUCGAGAAUUGUGAAACUGACAUUCAACCUAGCUAUUCAAAUCAGUGGGAGUGUUCAGAGAGGAGCGCAUCCCUCAGCCCACAGAGCCCUCUUGCAGUCCAAACAGAAAUGACCAGACUGGACCCAUCUCCCCCGAGAGACACUGAAAACUCCUGGAUGGAUGAAAGGAGGGUUAGAGACAUGUCCCGCCGGGCUUCAGAGUCCAGAGGAGGCAGGGAGAAAGAAAGUGGCUACUUUUCCCCUGACAGAAGAGGUGACGGUGUGCAGCAGAUGGAUGAGGACAACAAGCGUACCUAUCGCUAUUUUGAGAGGGGACAUCCCCUGCCAAGCAACUAUGUGCCCGAGCCCAAAGCCUGUGUCCCCUACAGAAAUGUCAGCCUUGGACUGCCGUCCCAAAGAAGAAACCCAGAGACCUAUCUGCAGGCAACUUGGAGAAGUGAGUCCCCACAGAGGUACACAUACCACUCAAACUUCAGAAGAGGUACAGACUCUGAGAGGAAUUCUCCAACACGUCACAGCUCUUUGAGUCCAGAUCGCUACAGGUUACCCGAGUCUACCAUGGGACCUCAGAGAGGGAGCUCCCUCUGUAGGAGUCAGGCUCGAUCUCAUGCCUCAUUUCAGGGCUCCCUCCAAAUUCAGUCCAAUGGUGCUUCACGCCACACAUCUGGCAGGUCCAGUCCUUCACGGAGAAGUGAUUCCACAGCUUCUCGUAAUGCCUCAGCACACAGACGGGCAGACUCGUUUCCGUUACACAGUGCUGGCUAUGAAGACCUUAAGAUGUCCAGUCAAGAGUCAAAAAGUCCAUCACAAGCUUCAAAUAAACACAGUUUGGAUUCUGAGAAACUCUACAGAAAUCUUGAGUCUAUAUCCCGUCGCGGUUCUUCUGCAGUGAGGCAGAACUCAUACAAAGCGUCUCCUCGAAGCAGAACAGCUGUCAGCAGUUUGGCCAACACUCUGUCAAACAACAGCCGUGAAAUGUCACCAUCCAGGAAUGGUUACAGUCCACAGAGUCACGACUCACUAAGAGCGCCUGAUUCAAGAGACAGCAGGAUGAGUAGAUCCCAAAGCUCCUGGCAGGGGUCUUCACACUCUUUACUCAAUCUCCCACUGUCACAUGGUUCCUCUUCAUUGAGACAGGAAGGGGCAGGCUCCGAGAUUCUAGUUGGGUCUCCCUCACACAUUGCAGUCACAGACGGUAAUGAUGGGGUGGCUUCUUGGCAGGGGUCUUCACACUCUUUACUCAGCCACCCCCCAUCUCAAGCUUCCUCUUCAUCGAGACAGAGAGCAGACUCUCGGGUUCUUGGAGGAUCACCCUCACAAUUUGCAGUCACAGGCUCCGAUAAGGUUAACGAGGGAUUCGGCUCCUCGCAUGGGUCUUCACCCUCUUUACUCAGUCGCCCGCCAUCACAAGGCUCCAAUUCAUUGAGACAGGCAACGGACCUUCAGAUCGAUGGGUCACCUUUGCAAGCUGUGGCAACGGAUGCUACAAAUGCUAAUAAUGAUGUUACUAAAGUCAGCUCUGAAAGAAGUAAGAGCAAUUUGAGACGAGGAAUGGAUGCCCUGUUGCUCUCCGAACCCAAAAAAGCUGUAGUAGAACCUGAAGAGGUUGGGAUGACCAUAGAUGACUACAUCAUGCUGGCUGAUAUACCCAAGAUUCAGGUGGAGUCAGAAGAAGAUUUUCCAGGGCUGAGACGGAGAAAUGAGAGUCCUAGUCCCUGCAGAAACCAGAGACAAAGAUCAUACAGGUAUCAAGAUGAAACAGACAUGUACAGUUCAAGGAUAGAGCCAGACGAGAGGAGGAGGGGCAGAGAGAGGGGGAGAGACAGACGAGAAAAAUGUCGGGACCUUGAGACUGGACGAUUGUCUCAGAGACAAUCUGCCACUUCUCUUCAUACACAGACCUCAGAUCUAAGUGAAAAACACAGAUCUUUGAGAGUGAAGGACCGAGGGCACCCUGAGUGCUUGCAGACACAGGGCUGGAUGUCCAGGCUGGAUGAGCAAGGCAAAUGGAUGAAGCACUGGUUUGUUCUUGGUGACACUUCGCUGAGGUACUACAGAGACUCAGAGGCUGAGGAGUCAGAUGAUUUGGACGGAGAGAUUGAUCUGACUUCCUGUGUGAACGUGUCAGACUGUGAUGUAGAGAAGAACUACGGGCUUCAAAUCCAGACAAAAAGAGCUGUGUUCACUCUCUCUGCUGUGACAUCCAGAAUUCGUCGGAACUGGGUGAAGUUACUGACACAGGCCAUCCAGAACAACUCGCACCAAUCAGACUCCGGCAGUGAGAAAGCGAACCCCCGCUCCCGGAGACUGUCGUCAAGCCAACGGCCCGCUCAGUUCCCCUGCAAGGACUCCAGCUAUAAACCUGCCAUUUCUAUCUACAACACCGUAGACGCUAACGCCAACAAGGACCCAACGACAGAAGGCGACCCGGGUGCAGACCUGUCUCCGGCCUCUCAGAGGGAACAAGGAGAAGGUUGGGACCGUGAGCAAGCAAAGAGACUGGAAGAGAGGAACAAGUGGUUUGAGGAAGGGGUCCCUCUCAGUGAGAUGAGCAGCAGGUGGGACUCCAUGGAACUGAAAAAGGGGAGCGUUACAGUCCCUGUUAUUGAAACCAUAGACUCUGAAGUCAAUAAAAAAUGGACAGAAUUUGAGACGUCUUAUAAGGACAUAAGCUCCAAGUCUCUCAUUGGAGCCAAGGCCCAUCAAUCAAGUUCUCCAGAUUUGCCAGAGUCUCUAGUUUAUUCUCAAAUGUAUGAACCAAGCCCAAAUCAGGUCAAUCAGACAUCAAUAAAUAGUCAGAUCCUUCCAACUAACAAAGCUGAAGCUCUUCAAAAGGAGGUCGAGGAGAAUCAAGCCAGGGAGAUAGAUGUGGACAGUCCGUGCGGCCCUGGAGCCCCCUGUAGAGCCAAGCUGAAAGCCAUGGAAGCAGCUCAUCAAAAGCAGCUGCAGGAGCUGCAGGAGAAGCAUGCCAGGGAGAAGAAGAAGCUUGAGGAAGAGAGAGACCGCAUGCUACAAGAGGAGAGCCAGUCAGCUGCUGAGGCUAUGGAGGCACUCAAAACAGCUCACAGGGAGGAGUUGGAGAGAGAAGUGGAGAAGGCCAGAGGGCUGGAUGGAGGAGCAGCACACGUGGAUGCCUCCUACAGAGGUCGUAUGCCUCAGGCGGAUGUCUUGCACGGUGAGUUAAACGUGCUAUCAGAACGAUACUCUCAAAAGUGCCUGGAGUUGAAAAGCACUGAGCACAACAGCAAGAGCCGAGAGACUGAGCUGGACUACAAGAAGAAAGAGAUGGAGCAGCUCCAGAGAGAAAACCAGGAGCUUAAGAUGAAGCUUGCAGAAGAAAUGAGUCGAAUGAGAUAUUUCAUUACAGGCCAGAGGUCUGAGGCGGUCUCACUUUGCAAAACUGAGGAAACUCCUUCCAAUUUAGAGACAUUGUUGAGAGCAAAGGAAAAUGAGGUGCAGUAUCUUAAAAAAGAAAUCAGCUGUCUACGAAAUGAGGUCCAAACCCUUAUGAAGGAAAAAGAAGCAGUCUACAAGCUGUAUAAGGAGGCCUAUGUUGAACUGAGCGACACAAGGGGUCGAAGCCAGUUGGAGCUGGGCUCCCUUAAUGAGCAUUUAAGACUGGCCAAUGCUGCACUCCAGGAGGAAGGCAGAGACACCUGACCAAUAAGGUCAACACAUGAACUUUACAUCAAAGGAUGAACAGCAGCCAGCCAAUUAAUAAAUAUCGCGUAAAACCAAUCUUAUUGCAUCACAACUGUUAUGUACGAACCACUGACCGUUCUGAAAUAAAGAGAAUGUGCUUCA
Messenger RNA from Poecilia latipinna (sailfin molly), 4044 nucleotides. RefSeq names its product myosin phosphatase Rho-interacting protein-like. Gene Ontology annotation, molecular function: actin filament binding. The transcript has 18 exons. The coding region runs from base 349 to 3900 and encodes 1183 amino acids. The record is from RefSeq and is a predicted model, not a curated record. Gene Ontology annotation, biological process: positive regulation of substrate adhesion-dependent cell spreading. Gene Ontology annotation, cellular component: actin cytoskeleton. Lineage: Eukaryota; Metazoa; Chordata; Actinopteri; Cyprinodontiformes; Poeciliidae.